AUGCCACCCAUGCCACUGCGGCUGAGCAUCAUGAAAAUUAACGAACGCACCCUGAUUAGCUACGCCACAUCCGCCGACACGCCCACGGAUAAAGUGGGUUGGUUGUGGAAACGCGGUGAAGUGAACCGAAACUUUCAAAAGCGCUACUUUGUGCUCAAAGGCAAUUUGUUGUUCUACUUCGAAAAAAAUACCGACAAGGAGCCCGUGGGCGUGAUUAUUCUCGAGGGCUGCACCAUCGAAUUGGCCGAAGAGGAGCAAGAAAAGUUUUCGUUCAAGAUUGUGUUCCAUGGCGAGGGCAAACGUACCUUCAUUCUGGGCACGGAGACACCCGAAGUCAUGGAAGAGUGGAUGAAAAUUUUGGCCAGUGCCUCCUACGAUUACAUGAAGCUAAUGGUAUUGGAACUGGAGCAGCAGCUCAGCGAGUUGGACGAAGCCGAACGCCGAGGGGGAUGCCCGCUCGUAACACGGGAUGGUGUAUCAUCGCCCAUGAACGGCCACGAGCCCAAAGCCCCACCCCGGCAUCGGAGUAAUCCGUUUAAUUCGCGAGAGCCUGGUACCAAACCAUCACAUAAGACUUGGCCGAUAAUCCAUGAAGAAUUCGGCGCGAAAAUAGUUGAUGAUCGGUUAGCUUGGUGUUUAAAGGUGGGAUCCGAGAAACAAAGCAAGGAUCUCAUGAGCUAGAACAAGGGCGACAUUUGUCCUAGAUUAUUGAACCAUACCCAAGCGUAGGGAUUAUUCUGACUGUUGUUUAUGCUCUCCCAAACCUUGAUAAGUAACGACCGUCAUCCUGAUCACUUUCGUGUUGAACCUGAUGGCGGGAUAGUUACAUUUCUUAUUUCUGCCUAACUCGGCCCCCCACACAAAUAGACGAUCAUCAUCAAAAAAACGCAACAAGAUUCCAAAUUGGAGAGUUCACUUCAAAGUUUGUAGCGUGAAAGAGUCAAAAUAUAAGUGAACAUAAUUCGAGA
This is a messenger RNA of Tigriopus californicus, 968 nucleotides long. RefSeq names its product sesquipedalian-1-like. The coding region runs from base 1 to 681 and encodes 226 amino acids. Gene Ontology annotation, biological process: endosome organization; retrograde transport, endosome to Golgi; receptor recycling. Gene Ontology annotation, cellular component: early endosome; recycling endosome; trans-Golgi network. The transcript has 2 exons. Lineage: Eukaryota; Metazoa; Arthropoda; Copepoda; Harpacticoida; Harpacticidae. The record is from RefSeq and is a predicted model, not a curated record.